UCUCCCCCCUAUCUCCCUCCUCUCUCACCCCUCCCUCCCUCUGUCUCAGGGCUCUUUGAGCAGGCUCUACACGGACCCCUUGAAACAGUGACAUUGUAAUGGAGACCUGAGGGAAUGUGGGACAGACCGCUAACAUAACACACCUUAACUAUUAACUCUCUCUCACUUUUACAGUACCAUAACAUACCUUAACUAUUCGCCAAACGUACAUUGGUUCCAUGGAAUUGAUUCUAGCAGUUUACCCUUGCUGGACACUGCAAUGGGAGUUAUUAAGCUAAAUAGCCAUUAACCAUCUCCCUUCCUGGAGCCAGCCCAACCACUGCAGAUUAUUAUGGUAUAUGAGCCGUGUCCUGAUGCUGGCCGACAUCUCAAAUUAAAGCCAGGUAUAGGGUCCUCCGUCUUCCCAUCAUGCACCGUCAUAAGGCGUCGCCCCCGCUGAUUGCGUUAAGUGCGGCGGAAACCGUCCACUGACUUCCAGAACAGAUCGCAGAACGAGGAAGAUUUCUCCAGUUUUUUUUGUUUCUUCCUACCCCCCGGUCUCGUCCCCUCCCCGCUUUCCGUAUUUUUUUUUCACGUUAUCUUAAUCGCUUCAUGUAGAUGUAAUUAUAAUCAUAAACGUCUAACUGUGAGGCUAAAAAGUUGGUUGGGUUGAGUUUUAUCCACAUGGGAAAGGUCCGCUUUGAGCUCCGAAUGAGACCGCUAAACCCAAAGUUAUUUCAAGGGUUUGUAGAGCAGGGUGGGAAGUUCUCAAGCUAGAGAGAGUAUUUUAAGAGGUUAAAGCAACUAUAGCUGUUUAAUACAUCUGGACUGUAAUCUUUAAUUUGGAGUAGAACAUGCAGGCAUGACAUGGGCGGGGGACAUCCUGGUUAUGGCUGUUGGAGUAAGUCCAAAGCAUAACUCCUUGUGCAGCGAGCAGUCAUUUUUGUGAUUUCAUGAUUGCAUCGUUGUUGUUUUUGCAGUUGCAGUUUAAGAGUUUUAACUACUGAUUAAAUAUAAAGCGUUUUUACAGUGUAAAUAAUUACAUUAUCUAGCUAUUAACAUACAUUAUUUAACUAGUUAAAUAUGUAUGAGUCUGCAUUGUGAAUCCCACCAAAGCAAGAACGCAGAGGUGACCUGUAGGCUCCUUCGUCUAAGCGAGUUUCAGCUUGGUCUUGUACAAGAGGCUGUGCCCUAGUAAACGUGGAGACUGGUUGAGCUGUAAGCGGACCCUCGUCCAGCUGUUGUGAACUAGAUACAGGCAGCGAGCGGGUUAAAUCAGAGAGGCUUGGAGCACCGGGACCGUCCUAUCGCUGAGCUCGUGCGCAGUUCCAGCCCACCGCCUUCCUGAGCCUGAGACACGGCGCAUGUGUUUAUCAUUCUCGCCGUCCGUUCCCCGUGAGAAACGACCUGCGAUUGUCGCGACCUGUUGCUCCGUUUCGGAGUAAUUUUGUUGUGGAUAUUCUAAACGGAAACCGUUUUCGGUUUAUCUAUGUUGUGGGUAAACGCGGCAACUGCUUAAAGCAAGACUAUCACUAUUCAACAACCCGAGGAGUGGCCUACUCGGCGCUAGGCUAGUUGCCGGAGACGACCAUGGCCCUGAGCGACCCCAGCGGCGACCCCCUGACCCUCAGCAAUGGAGGGCUCCCCCAGCCCCCGAGAGCCUCCCCCAGCCCCGACGCCCCCAGUGGAGGCCUGCCGGUGGGGGUGGAGGAGCAGGGUGAGGCCCCCUGCAGCUCCUGGACCCAGGAGCCACCGGCGUCCAACCCAGCCAGAGAGCUCCUCUGCCGGGCCCGAGGGAGCCAGAACGGAGGGGUCAAACACAACGGUUCCCUCCGGCCCCCUGCCUCCUCCUCCACGCCCGCCCCCCACCUCGCUGACUCUCAGAGACUUGUUAAGCUCCUCCCCCCUUCCUCCUCUUCCCCUCCCCCUCCUCUCCCUCCCCCCUGCCGUCACCACUGCCCCUUCCACCCCCCUCUCUGCUGCCACAGCAACCAGCAGGAGUGUCUCGUCUUCCACGGCCACGCCCCCGUACCCCCCGGCUCCACUCCUGGACCACCUGGCCCCGCCCUUCACCCUGGCCCCUCCCCCUGUGCCUGUUGUGUGCAGGCGACUCCGCCCCCCUCGCUGUGUCUCCAGCACCAGUGGCAGGAGCACCUGCAGAACCAUGGAGCUGGGAUCAGCCCUGCAAGGCCUUUCCGCUUUCCCAAAAGCUAUGCAGAGCUGAUAGCUGAUUGGCCGGUGGUGGUGCUGGGGGUGUGCACGGUGCUGAUCGUGGUGUGUGCCCUGGUGGGGGUUCUGGUCCCAGAUCUGCCAGACUUUUCUGACCCCUUACUGGGGUUCGAGCCCAGAGGCACUGCCAUUGGCCAGCGUCUGGUCACAUGGAACAACAUGGUGAAGAACACUGGCUACAAGGCCACCCUGGCAAACUACCCCUUCAAAUACGCUGACGAGCAGGCCAAGAGUCACCAGGAGGACCGCUGGGCGGAGGACCACUUUGACCGAGAGAAAAGACAGGCCGAGUGGGACUUCAGCAAAGACAGCUUCUUCUGUGACGUUCCAGGUGACAGGUAUUCCAGGUUGGUGUUCAGCUCUACGGAGGGGAAGAAUCUGUGGAACAUACAAGCCAUCAAGUCAAUGUGCAAUCUGGACAACACACGGGUGCGCUCCCACCCCCAGUACUGGAGCCUGUGCCAGCGCACUAGCGACGCAUCCUGCUGUCCCAGCUGGACCCUGGGGAACUACGUGGCCGUCCUCACCAACAAGUCCUCGUGCCAGAAGAUCACGGAGCGCGACGUUUCCCACACCCUGAAGAUCUUGCGCUCCUGUUCCAAGUUCUACCACAACGCCACGCUGGGCCCAGACUGCUGGGACGCCACCACUCGCAGGAAGGACCAGCUCAAAUGUGCCAACGUCCCCAGGAAGUGCACCAAGUUCAACGCCGUGUACCAGAUCCUCCACUUCCUGGUCGACAAGGACUUCCUGAGCCCCAAGGCCCUGGAGUACGCGCCCCCCCUCCUCAAGUACAGCAUGCUGUUCUCUCCCACGGAGAAGGGAGAGACCAUGAUGAAGAUCUACCUGGACAACUUUGAGAAGUGGAACGCCUCAGAUGGAGUCACCACGGUCACAGGGAUUGAGUUUGGGAUCAAACACGACCUGUUCCAGGACUACCUGUUGACGGACACGGUGUAUCCGGCCAUCGCCAUCGUCAUCGUCCUGGUGGUCAUGUGCGUGUACACGCGCUCGGUCUUCAUCACCUUCAUGACGAUGAUCGCCAUCAUCAGCUCCCUCAUCGUGUCCUACUUCCUGUACCGGAUGGUGUUUGACUUUGAGUUCUUCCCCUUCAUGAAUCUGACGGCCCUGAUCAUCCUGGUGGGGAUCGGCGCGGACGACGCCUUCGUCCUCUGCGACAUCUGGAACUACACCAAAUGCGACAAGCCCAACCAGGAGCUGUCAGAGACGGUGAGCAUCACCCUCCAGCACGCCGCCCUGUCCAUGUUCGUCACCAGCUUCACCACGGCCGCCGCCUUCUAUGCCAACUACGUCAGCAACAUCACCGCCAUCCGCUGUUUCGGCGUCUACGCCGGAACCGCAAUCCUGGUCAACUACAUCCUGAUGGUCACCUGGCUGCCCGCCGUGGUGGUUCUCCACGAGCGCUACAUCCCCAGCCUGUUCCCCUGCUCCCAGCCCCCCCAGCAGGGGGCGCUGCCCACACACUCCCUGUGGUACGGCCUCUGCCAGCGGGCCAGCAGCUGCCUGUUCACCAUGUCCGAAGCCUCGCGGAUCUUCUUCGAGAAGGUGCUGCCGUGCAUCGUCAUCAAGCUGCGCUACCUGUGGCUCUUCUGGUUCCUGGCCUUCACGGUAGGGGGGGCCUAUGUGGUGUGCGUCGACCCCAAGAUGAAGCUGCCCUCGCUGGAGUUGGCCGAGUUCCAGGUGUUCAGGUCCUCGCACCCCUUUGAGCGCUACGAUGCCGAGUUCAAGAAGCUCUUCAUGUUUGAGAGAGUCCACCACGGGGAAGAUCUGCACAUGCCCAUCACCAUCAUCUGGGGCGUGACGCCCGUGGACAACGGAGAUCCUCUGAACCCCAAGAACAAGGGCAGGCUAGUCCUGGACGGCGGCUUCAACAUCGCCAGCCCCGCUUCACAGACCUGGAUCCUGAACUUCUGCCAGAAGCUGAGGAACCAGAGCUUUGUGUUCCAGUCCGAGGAGCAGGACUUUACCAGCUGCUUCAUCGAGACCUUCAAGCAGUGGAUGGAGAACCAGGACUGCGAGGAGGCGUCCGUCUACCCCUGCUGCAGCCAGUCCACCUUCCCCUACAAGCAGGAGGUGUUCCAGCUGUGCAUCAAGAGGGCCAUCAUGGAGCUGGACCGCAGCACCAUCUACCACCUGGACAGCAAGACCCCCGGGCCACGCUUCGAUAUCAACGACACCAUACGCUCCAUCGUGCUGGAGUUCCAGAGCACCUUUCUCUUCACGCUGGCCUAUGAGAAGAUGCAUCAGUUCUACAGCGAGGUGGACUCCUGGAUCCAGGAGGAGCUGAAGGGAGCGCCGGCGGGGUUGCGGCACGGCUGGUUCGUCAGCAACCUGGAGUUCUACGACCUGCAGGACAGCCUGUCCAACGGCACGCUCAUCGCCAUGGCGCUGUCGGUGGUGGUGGCGUUCAGCGUGAUGCUUCUGACCACCUGGAACAUCAUCAUCAGCCUCUACGCCAUCCUCUCCAUCGCCGGGACCAUCUUCGUCACCGUAGGCUCGCUGGUGCUGCUGGGCUGGGAGCUCAACGUGCUGGAGUCUGUCACCAUCUCGGUGGCCGUGGGGCUGUCGGUGGACUUCGCCGUGCACUACGGCGUGGCGUACCGCCUCGCCCCGGAGCCCGACCGCGAGGGCAAGGUCGUCUUCUCGCUCAGUCGCAUGGGAUCCGCCAUCGCCAUGGCAGCGCUCACCACCUUCGUCGCCGGGGCGAUGAUGAUGCCUUCGACCGUGCUGGCGUACACCCAGCUGGGCACCUUCAUGAUGCUCAUCAUGUGCAUCAGCUGGGCCUUCGCCACCUUCUUCUUCCAGUGCAUGUGCCGCUGCCUGGGGCCCCAGGGCACCUGCGGACAGAUCCCCCUCCCCAAGAGGCUCCGGUGCCAGGCCUUCGCUCAGGGCACCGCCAACACGCCCUCCCCCCAGCGCAAGAGCUCCGGCCCGGGGAAGUACCACCUGGACGGGCGGGGCGGAGAUGUGGAGCACCACGAGCUGGAGCCCCUGGCCUCCCAGGGCGAGGAGAAGGCCUCGGAGGAGCAGGAAGCCGGCAGCCAGCUGUACAACGGACUGGCCCCGCACCCUGCCCCCUGCUCACACACACCUUCCACAGGCAAGGAGGUGAGUAGAAGAGGGGAUCCCUGUCAGGAGAAUACUCUGGCCUCAGACCUCCCUCCCUGGCCCCUGUACCCCCACCACCCCGCCUGUACCUGUGACAAACCACCGCAUUCCCACCCUCAGCAGGCCUCGGCCACGCCCUGGAUACCGACUACCUGCUCCGCCACCCCAGGAGCCCCCCAGGAGCCCUCCUGCCCCACGUCCCAGUUCCCCCUCUCGGCCAGCCAUGGCCAGGGGCCGCCCUCAGUGGCAGACCCGGUCUACAGGCCCAUGGAGUGCCACAUGCACUACGUCCACUGCCCCCCAGCCCACUUCCACCCCUAUCCCCAGACCAGAGUGCCCAGACCAGGGCCUCCUCACAGCUGUCACCUCCAGAAGUACUGUGACCACACCCGCCUCCAGGUCCCCCAGCCCCAGGAGUCCGCUGGGGACACAGACACCUCCAUCCUGGAGGAGAGCCUCGUGUCUGGAGGCCCCUGCACCUACUGCCCCCCCUCCCUUCCACACACCUAUGGAGCCCACACACACCCUGGGCCUUGCCCAGCCAGACCCAGCUCCCCAGGCAGGGAGGAGAGGUGCCCAGCUGGGGGAGCUGGGGCGCGGCUCAGUGGGGACACCAAGGGGUCCGCCGUGGUACCAAGCGAGGCUUGUUGUCAGAUACCAGGCAGCCAGGACGAGCCUGACCCUGUGACCACGGUGCGGGACAACAGAGUAAACAGGAAGUGGAAACAGAAACCCAGGAAGGAAAAGGCGAACUCUUCUAAGAAACUCUUCUGUUUUAACAGGACUUUGAAAGUCAAGUGCAACGUGCCAAAAACAGAAGCCAGCGUGCCUGCUCUCGCCAUCAACUCCAAACCCUCCACUGAGAGUUUGUGCUGACAGCAAAGAAAACGAAAAACAUUUUAUCAAAAAUUUUAUCGAAAGAAUAUACAGAGCGUCCGACCACAUCAAGAUAUCAUGUCCGUCCUCAUCCCUGAUCAGUCAGGAAUCAGCGACCUGUCUUUGUCCCAAGUGCCUCAUCAUGUGUCCUGAGUCAUCCUGUCGCCCAGCUAGUUGUGUUGACACUCUUCUCCAGGUGCUGCUGUGUAUUCUGGAUUACCUGUCUGAGGCCAUUCAUUUUUUUUUUUUCAUGUUGCCUCUCACCUCAGAGCCCAUAUGAAAGAUGUGCUGUAUAAUUAUAAAGUCAUUUAAAAACGGC
This is a messenger RNA of Hypomesus transpacificus, 6532 nucleotides long. RefSeq names its product dispatched homolog 1 (Drosophila) (gene disp1). Bases 1570 to 6213 code for a protein of 1547 amino acids. Gene Ontology annotation, cellular component: membrane. NCBI's taxonomy places the organism in Eukaryota, Metazoa, Chordata, Actinopteri, Osmeriformes, Osmeridae. The record is from RefSeq and is a predicted model, not a curated record. The transcript has 8 exons.